AAUUUUUAUAAAUCCGAUGAUACCAUACAGCACAUCACUCUAACCGGUAUAAAGGACGCUAACAAGAACCGUCUCUAGCAAAACGGGGACUUGAAGAGAACGUGAAGAGAACUUGAACUUAACCUUAAAAGCAGCUUGAAGUCAUCUAAAGAAUGUUUGGCCACACUACUGGUGUAACUGUUAGCCUCCUUGUGGCUCUGUGCUCGCUUGCAGUCCAUACCUACGGCCAGAAUGAACCUGAAGUAAACACCAACCUUCUCAGACAGAUCCUUCAGGAAGAUGUAGACUUACUCAGUGAGUUAGAUCAACUCACUAAUGACAAGGAAGACACUGAGUCCGGCGAUUGGCUGCCAGACGGUCCUCCAGAGGACAACGAAAGUGCCGUACAAAAGCGUUUUACUGGAUACGGAUUGAAACUUGCGCAGAGAAAACGUUUCCUUGGACGUUUUACACGACCAGGAAAACGUCAGUUUAGGAGAAACCCACUAAAUAAACGACUAUUUUGUAAUUUUGGUGGGUGUUUUAACGGAAAGCGCAGCGUUCCAUCAGAACCCAAUUUUCUCUUUGUCCGUUGAACAUGAGUGCUUCAAGAGAACAAAACUUUUCAGCAGCGAUUCGAUGAAAGCUCAACCUUGUCUCAUCUAUCAUCAAGGACAUGCUUCAUUAUCAUCUAUUAGAGUGCUUGUUCUAGUUGUAUUUUUACAUUACCUUUUGUUCGUAAUAAAACGUAACCAAAAUACCA
This is a messenger RNA of Magallana angulata, 742 nucleotides long. RefSeq lists its product as uncharacterized. The record is from RefSeq and is a predicted model, not a curated record. NCBI's taxonomy places the organism in Eukaryota, Metazoa, Mollusca, Bivalvia, Ostreida, Ostreidae. The coding region runs from base 153 to 575 and encodes 140 amino acids. The transcript has 3 exons.